Pogona vitticeps (central bearded dragon) is the source of this 3245-nucleotide messenger RNA. It is a transcript of the gene LUC7L3, whose product is annotated as LUC7 like 3 pre-mRNA splicing factor. NCBI's taxonomy places the organism in Eukaryota, Metazoa, Chordata, Lepidosauria, Squamata, Agamidae. The record is from RefSeq and is a predicted model, not a curated record. Gene Ontology annotation, biological process: mRNA splice site recognition. Gene Ontology annotation, molecular function: mRNA binding. Gene Ontology annotation, cellular component: U1 snRNP.
CGUAGUGCAUUGUGGGAAACGCCCUGGCUGGAGGGUGCCGCCAUUUUGUCUCUGUCAGUCUCGUUAGCGGCGCGGCUUGUGUGUCUUGUUAAAAGGAGGGAAAGCGGUGGCGUAGCGGCAGCCAAGCGGGCUGACUGGCAUCAUGAUUUCGGCUGCCCAGCUUUUGGACGAGCUUAUGGGCCGGGACAGGAACCUGGCCCCAGACGAAAAGCGCAGCAACGUGCGGUGGGACCAUGAAAGCGUCUGUAAAUACUACCUUUGUGGGUUUUGUCCAGCAGAGUUAUUUACGAAUACACGUUCCGACUUGGGCCCAUGUGAAAAAAUUCAUGAUGAAAACCUCAGAAAACAGUAUGAGAAGAGUUCUCGAUUCAUGAAAGUAGGCUAUGAAAGAGAGUUCCUUCGCUAUUUACAGACUUUGCUCGCAGAGGUUGAACGCCGAAUUCGAAGAGGCCAUGCUCGCUUAGCAUUGUCUCAGAAUCAACAGUCCUCUGGUCAGGCAGCAGGACCUACUGGUAAAAAUGAAGAAAAGAUUCAAGUUUUAACAGAUAAAAUUGAUGUACUUCUGCAACAGAUUGAAGAAUUGGGUUCUGAAGGAAAGGUAGAAGAGGCUCAAGGCAUGAUGAAACUUGUUGAACAGUUGAAAGAAGAAAGAGAAUUGCUCAGGUCUACAACUUCAACAAUUGAGAGCUUUGCAGCUCAAGAAAAGCAAAUGGAAGUUUGUGAAGUCUGUGGAGCCUUUUUAAUUGUAGGAGACGCACAGUCCAGGGUAGAUGACCAUUUGAUGGGAAAACAGCAUAUGGGUUAUGCUAAAAUUAAAGCUACGGUUGAAGAAUUAAAAGAGAAAUUAAGAAAAAGAACAGAAGAGCCUGAACGUGAUGAUCGGUUAAAAAAAGAGAAACUAGAACGGGAAGAGCGAGAGAGGGAACGUGAAAGGGAAGAAAAAGAAAGAAAAAGGCGUCGUGAGGAAGAAGAAAAGGAAAAAGAGAGAGCUCGUGAUAGAGAAAGAAGGAAGAGGAGUCGUUCACGAAGCAGACAUUCGAGCAGAACUUCUGACAGGCGAGGAAGUCGGUCAAGGGACCAUAAAAGAUCAAGAAGCAAGGAGAGAAGACGAAGCAGGAGUCGAGACAGACGCAGAAGCAGAAGCCAUGAUAGGUCAGACAGAAAACACAGAUCACGGAGCAGGGACAGAAGGCGCUCGAAGAGCCGGGAUCGGAAAUCUUACAAGCACAGAAGCAAAAGCAGAGACCGAGAACAAGACAGGAAAUCUAAGGAAAAAGAAAAAAGGGGAUCUGAUGAUAAAAAAAGUAGUGUGAAGUCCAGUAGUCGAGAAAAACAGAGUGAAGACACAAGCAUGGACUCCAAGGAAGGCGAUACUAAGAAUGAGGUCAAUGGAACCAGUGAAGACAUUAAAUCUGAAGUGCAGCGUAAGUAUGUACAGAUGAAGAUGGAGCUAAGUCAAGUCAGAAGAAAUACUAAAGCCACUUCUGAAGGAAAACACAGUGUAGUCCUGCAAAAUCUUUUGAGGUACAUUGUUUUGUAUCGGCUAUUUUGUAGCAGACUCAUACCUCCCUUAGUGUGCCUCUUGGGAACAUAUUUGUAAUUAUAGUCGCCUUAGAAACUAAUUAUCCUAGUUUUUUAUUUUUAGGGGAUUUGUAAUCUUUUUUAACAUUUGAACUGAUUUUGUAAUUAAGUCCAUAUUGUGUUGGUGCAUCAGAAACAUUUGCUUUAAUAGUUAAUAUUUGAGGCACAUGUUGGACUAUUUUGUUUUUAUAUAAACUGCUAGUAUUUCUUUGUCAAGGAUGUUUCUAGUUUUUUUGCUUUGCCUUGCAUUCUAAUGCAGUUUGUUCUGUAACUCGAGAGCCAGUAGCAUUGGAUUGAUGGAAGUGUAGGGUUUAUGAAUAAUUGCAGCUGACUACCAUACCUCACACAGCGUUGGUGUUGUGAGCGGCCCAUGAAAAGCCAAAUUAAAAAUCAAGGAUUCAGUCAAACUAAGCAGGUACUCAUGCCAGGUACUCCUUUCUCUACCCACAUCCAUGUUUGAAUGCUGUUGCCUGUAAUCUUUAAGCUUACUGUUGUGUUUUAUUUACAAAAAGUGAAAAGGAAUCUUUGUGCAUAUUUUGUAAAAACUGUUAACCUGAUAUUAACUUGAUUGGAAUUUUCUUUCAACUGUGUGUAGGGAUGCAGUGCUGCCCAGAAUUAGAUAUCUUAAAGAGUAUUUAAUGCAAUACAUACUACAUAAUAAUCGCCUUGUUACAUUCAAUGCAUUUCAAGUCUUUAAGAGGUAUGUGUUUAUAAUUUCCUACUGCGUAGGAGAAAUUGCCAGGCAGCCAUGGCACGCAGCAACAUAUACUGGCUGUAACCAGACUUGGGAGGCAAAUGAAAAAUAAAGGCCAAUGCCAAGAACACCCAAUAGGUAUAUAUAAAUGCCAAGAAUACGUAUGGCCACAUUGGAUAGCUGAAUGGAACUAAACUUUCAAUAUAAAUCAUUUAUUUUUCCCCUGUGAUUUUUCAGAGUCAUUCCUUUAAGGAAUAAUCUAAAUGAAAACUCACUGAUUAUGUUAUAAGGAAAUAAAUUAAUCUAAUUUUAGUAUAUUUCCAAAGAGCUACUAAGUGACUACAGUGCAGGCUUAUGCAUGUUUACUCAGAGUUAAAUUCCACUGGGCUCAGUGGGGCUUACUCCCAGGAAGUAUGCAUAGAAUUGCAGUUCUCAGAGCACUGAUGUUGCACAGCUUCCAUUCAUUUCAAUGGCACUUGCAUUAGACUGCCAUGCAAGUUCUUUUGGAAUAGGAGAUGGUUUUCCAACAGCAUUGACUGGUGAAUUGUGACAUCAUGUUUGUCCUUUAUUGUCAGAUACAUAGGGCUGUAGGUGUAAUAUAUAAUUGUGAAGAAUUAAGCAGGCAGCAAAGAGUAUUUAAGAGUAUCAAAGGAAAGUAAUGUCUGCUCCCAUUAUCUGACUCUUUUUCCCCAACAUUUUGCGUUAUAGGACAGCAGUGUGACCAGUCUGCGAAGAAUCCAGAAGACUGCUUGACAUGAAGAUCUGCUUUAAAAUGAGGUGAAAGAAAGCUGUAGUGGCAUAGAAAAAAAAUUAAAGUUCAGUUAGAUUUUUUAAAAAAUAAAAAUAAAUUCAGGACUGUUGUGACCUCUCAGAGUGCAGAAAAAUUAAUUAAACAGGCUACUGAGAAUUUAAGUCCUUUUAUCAUUUUUCUUAAAAAGACUUUUAAGAUUAUAAACCAAUAUAAUCUGAA